AAUUUGGUAUAUGGGUCCCACGGACAGAGGGGGUGAGCAGCCAGUGAUCCACCGGCAUCAUGGCUUCCACAUUGGUGUUUUUAGCACACCCUAGAAGAAAAUAGCCAUUCAUUGUUGAAAAUCUGAGGCCAUUCUAGUCUCAUAUUGGGACUGAGGGUCCGUGCCGCCCUCUUCUCUCCCUCGACCGCCUCUAGAAGGAGGAUCUUCAGUGUUUUUAUUGUGAGUUUUCAUCCAUAAAUCGUGGAAGAUGGCCGACGUACCGGCGGAGUGCACCAUCAAAGUGAUGUGCCGUUUCAGGCCCUUGAAUAGUUCAGAAGUGACCAGAGGGGACAAAUACAUACCCAAGUUUCAAGGGGAAGACCAUGUGGUCGUCGGGAGCAAACCGUUCCAGUUUGACAGAGUGUUCCAGCCCAAUACGACACAGGAGCAAGUAUACAACGCCUGCGCCCAGAAGAUCGUCAAAGAUGUUCUGGAGGGGUACAACGGGACAAUAUUUGCGUAUGGACAGACGUCAUCCGGCAAAACCCACACAAUGGAGGGAAACCUUCAUGACACAGAUGGGAUGGGGAUCAUCCCCAGGAUAGUACAGGACAUCUUUAACUACAUCUACUCUAUGGAUGAGAACCUGGAGUUCCACAUCAAGGUUUCAUAUUAUGAAAUUUACUUGGACAAGAUUCGGGACCUCUUGGAUAUGUCAAAGACCAACCUGUCAGUGCAUGAAGACAAAAACAGAGUUCCCUAUGUCAAGGGAUGCACUGAGAGAUUUGUCUGCAGCCCAGAGGAAGUCAUGGACACCAUUGAUGAAGGCAAAUCUAACAGACAUGUAGCAGUUACAAACAUGAAUGAGCACAGCUCCAGAAGUCACAGUAUCUUCCAGAUCAACGUGAAGCAGGAGAACACUGCUACAGAGCAGAAACUGAGCGGAAAGCUCUACCUCGUCGACCUGGCUGGAAGUGAAAAGGUCAGUAAGACUGGGGCGGAGGGAGCCGUGCUGGACGAGGCCAAGAACAUCAAUAAGUCUCUGUCUUCUCUGGGCAACGUCAUCUCAGCCCUGGCAGAAGGCUCUGGUUAUAUCCCGUACAGAGACAGUAAAAUGACCAGAAUCCUUCAGGACUCUCUGGGGGGGAACUGUAGGACCACCAUUGUUAUCUGUGCCUCUCCCUCUGCCUACAACGAGUCAGAGACCAAGUCCACCCUCAUGUUUGGACAGAGAGCGAAGACCAUUAAGAACACAGUGUGUGUGAACGUGGAGCUGACGGCAGAACAGUGGAAGAAGAAGUAUGAGAGGGAGAAGGAGAAGGGCAAGGCCCUGAGGAACACCAUCACCUGGCUGGAGAAUGAGCUCAACCGCUGGAGGAACGGUGAGAGUGUGCCGGUGGACGAGCAGUUUGACAAGGAGAAGGCCCAGGCUGAGGUGCUGGCCCUGGACAAUGUGCCCAACGACAAGCCUGCCUCUACCCCCAACAUGCCCCAGCUCCGUCUGACCGAUGCAGAGAAGGACAAGUGUGAGGGGGAGCUGGCCAAGCUUUACAAGCAGCUGGAUGAUAAGGAUGAUGAGAUAAACCAGCAGAGCCAGCUGGCUGAGAAGCUCAAGCAGCAGAUGUUGGACCAGGAGGAGCUGCUGGUGUCAUCGCGACGCGACCAUGACAACCUGCAGUCAGAGCUGAAUCGCCUGCAGGCUGAGAACGAGGCUUCCAAGGAUGAGGUGAAGGAGGUGCUGCAGGCCCUGGAGGAGCUGGCUGUUAACUACGACCAGAAGAGUCAGGAGGUGGAGCAGAAGACCACGGACUUUGAGAUGCUCAGCGAAGAGCUCAACCAGAAAUCAAACGUCCUGACGUCCAUUGACUCUGAGCUGCAGAAAGUGAAGGAGAUGACCAACCACCAGAAGAAGAGGACCAGUGAGAUGAUGUCAUCACUACUCAAAGACCUGGCAGAGAUUGGCAUCGCCGUGGGCAGCAACGACAUCAAGCAACACGAGGGCAGUGGUCUGAUAGACGAGGAGUUCACGGUGGCUCGUCUGUACAUCAGUAAGAUGAAGUCGGAGGUGAAGACCAUGGUGAAACGCUGUAGACAGCUGGAGAGCAGCCAGUCAGAGAGCAACCAGAAGAUGGACGAGAACGACCAGGAGCUGGCCGCCUGUCAGCUGAGGAUACAACAGCACGAGGCUAAGAUCAAGUCUCUGACAGAGUACCUUCAGAACGUGGAGCAGAAGAAGAGACAGCUGGAGGAGAACGUUGACUCUCUGAACGAGGAACUGGUCAAGAUCAGUGCCCAGGAGAAAGUCACAGCCAUGGAAAAGGAGAACGAGAUCCAAUCUGCUAAUGAGGUCAAGGAGGCUGUGGAGCAGCAGAUCGCUGGUCACCGUGAGGCCCAUCAGAAACAGAUCAGCAGCCUGAGAGAUGAACUGGACAGGAAGGAACACCUCAUGACUGAACUGCAGGAUCUGAACCAGAAGAUCAUGCUGGAACAGGAGCGCCUCAGGGUGGAACACGACAAACUCAAGUCCACUGACCAGGAGAAGAGCCGGAAGCUACACGAGCUCACGGUGAUGCAGGACAGGAGAGAGCAGGCCAGACAGGACCUGAGGGGACUGGAGGAGACUGUGGCCAAGGAGCUCCAGACCCUGCACAACCUGAGGAAGCUGUUUGUCCAGGACCUGGCUACCCGAGUGAAGAAGAGUGCUGAGAUGGACUCUGAUGACACAGGAGGCAGCGCAGCUCAGAAACAGAAGAUCUCCUUUCUGGAGAACAACCUGGAGCAGCUUACCAAGGUUCACAAACAGCUGGUGCGUGAUAAUGCAGACUUGCGCUGUGAGCUUCCUAAACUGGAGAAGCGUCUCCGUGCUACGGCUGAGCGGGUCAAGGCCCUGGAGUCGGCGCUGAAGGAGGCCAAAGAGAACGCCGCACGCGACCGCAAACGCUACCAGCAGGAGGUGGACCGCAUCAAAGAGGCCGUCAGAGCCAAGAACAUGGCCAGGAGGGGCCACUCCGCUCAGAUCGCCAAACCCAUUCGUCCUGGCCAGCCCCCAGUGGCAUCCCCCACCCACCCAAAUGUGAACCGUAGCGGAGGGGGUUUCUAUCAGAACAGCCAGACCGUGGCCAUCAGGGGAGGAGGAGGCGUGAAGCCAGACCAGAACUGAGGACAGGAUGGGGCGUGACCACAGAAGAAGCAGAAGGAUAUCACCCUGACAACCUGUCAUCCCAUUACAGCCAUUGGCUCCUUGCAGGGUAUAUAUUAGAGUGAGGGAGGAGUUUUAAUAUAAAUAUAUAAAUAUUCAUUGCCUGUACAGAUCCACCUACCCUCAUGUUUCUUCUCUCUGAAACAAACAUGAACUACAGAAAUGAAUUGAAUAUACAAAACAACAUCCACCAACCACAGAGUCUUGGUGUUAUGAACGACAUGUGACUUGAAUGUGUAGCUUUGUUUCGUUGCACAGUUUGUUGUCAUCUGUGUCUUAAGGUUUAGUCUGCACUGUGCCAAGUUGAAUGUACUGUAACCAGGAUUUCAGAAGAGGUGAGAGGAAAACAUGUAAAGCGACUGGGGAAAAGAAAGAAAGAAAAAGAUGAUUGAUAACACAGAUGUUAUUUCACUAAUCUCUUGUACAACACAUUUCCUUAUUGUUCUCCUGGUUGUACAACACUUCUUUCUCUGAAUAGAUUUUACAAGCUUGUUAUUCGGUCUGAACCGAAUAGAUGGCCAUCGAGCACUACUGUCCUGUCGUACCGGUGUAACAUGGCACUGCUUCCUUACGAGGUGGUUGGAUUUGAAAUGCCAAGAGGUGGGACUACAGUGUGGAUCUAUUUCAUGACAGAAAACCUGUAGUGGCCAUUGUUUUUUAGAGUAAGGAAGAUAAAGCGACAUGCGGGUGAGGUGGCUACAUAAAACAUAUGUGAGAAGGAAAGAGGAGUCCGAUCAGGAGCGAGCUGUCAUGUCUGCGUCCCAUAACGACACCCUUUCCCUUAUAUAGUGCACUUCUUUUCAACAGGACCAAUAGGGCUCUGGUCAAAAGUAGUGCACUAUAUAAGGAAUAUUGUUAUAUUUGGGACACUACCUAUACCUUAUCACAGCCUAUUUAGUCAAUUUUAAUGUGCUGUUUUUAUCGGUUUUAAAUGCCGGGUUGUUAUUUAUCUAUCUGCACAUAGGAGCACAUGCAUAGACUACUGGUCCACUGAGAUAGAUGGCCCACACAUGCUUGUCCUGUCCUAGCUAGGUCUUCUGAUCCAUUCAUCACCUUUGCCCUGACCUCCUCUCUAAUCAAACCAAGGAUAUUGGCUGGUUGCUGUUUUUCAUUUUCUGUUUCUAGUAUCUUAUUGUUAUCAAGGGGCUCCCAUGUGGUGCCCUCCCUGUCAUGUGAAGUGGAUUAAACAAAGUUAAUCAACUAUGCUAUUGGAUACUGAUAUAUUUUAUCCAUCCAUCUAUUUUGUUUGAAUCAAUACUUUUCCCAGAGCCUUAUAUUGAGAAUGAGACUUUUCCAAAAAUAUAUAUUUUUAAAUGAUCUGUAUCUCUAAGGCUAACAGUUACUACCCAUAGAGUCAGCUCUAAUGCUAACAGUUACUACCCAUAGAGUCAGCUCUAAGGCUAACAGUUACUACCCAUUGAGUCAGCUCUAAGGCUAACAGUUACUACCCAUUGAGUCAGCUCUAAGGCUAACAGUUACUACCCAUUGAGUCAGCUCUAAUGCUAACAGUUACUACCCAUUGAGUCAGCUCUAAUGCUAACAGUUACUACCCAUUGAGUCAGCUCUAAGGCUAACAGUUACUACCCAUUGAAUCAGCUCUAAUGCUAACAGUUACUACCCAUUGAGUCAGCUCUAAUGCUAACAGUUACUACCCAUUGAGUCAGCUCUAAGGCUAACAGUUACUACCCAUCGAGUCAGCUCUAAUGCUAACAGUUACUACCCAUUGAGUCAGCUCUAAGGCUAACAGUUACUACCCAUUGAGUCAGCUCUAAUGCUAACAGUUACUACCCAUUGAGUCAGCUCUAAGGCUAACAGUUACUACCCAUUGAGACAGCUCUAAUGCUAACAGUUACUACCCAUAGAGUCAGCUCUAAUGCUAACAGUUACUACCCAUUGAGUCAGCUCUAAUGCUAACAGUUACUACCCAUAGAGUCAGCUCUAAGGCUAACAGUUACUACUUAUCGGUAGAUUGCUGUGGAUUGCUGUACUGUAUCUGUCUGUAAAUUGGAUCUGGAUUGGUUGGUUGGGAUGGCAGUGUUUGAUUGGCCCACCUUUGCCACUGAUCAGCCAGUCAGAUGAGCGGGGCCUUGGGUUAGGAAGGAGAAUAGGGUAUCCAGUUUUAUAUUUCCCCCACUGAUGGUAAAGGUUAGGAUUGGGGGAAGGGAAACUGAUCCUAGAUCUGCACCUAGGGAAAACGUCACCCUGGAGCGGGUGGGGAACAUAGUUUGGUUUAGUCUGCUGGUAAACUAAGGCUUCGUGUGAAAUACCAGCCUAUUCCCUAUAUAGUGGGCUUUCAUACUCAGCCUAUCCUAAAGAAUAUGAUUUAUUCAUCAAAUAUCUAGUCAGGAGCCAAGGACUAUACAGAUAGAUUUGACACUUCUUCUCUUUCAUUUUUUAAAUGUCUUCCCGAAUCCCCUUUAUAUAUGAGAGUCAAAUGUUUUCUCUUGAUUUUAUGUCCUGGUGUAAAUUCUGAAACAUUUGCAAAAACAUUGCUGUGAUUGUAGCUCAGCAUGAAUCAAACCACCGACAUCUUGUGAGUCCAAUAUGAUUAUACUGUAUAUCAACAAUAUAUUGUUCGGUGUGACCAGGGUUGAAUCUUUUGAAUAGUCUUUAGCCAUGACAAGGUGAUGGUGUUUAUGAAAUGAACUUUUGUUGUCUUGGGAGGAUUAUACACACAAAUUGAUAGCACUUCAGAACUCUUCUCCACAUACACCUGUGCUUUAAUGUAAACCUAACAUUAGGUUCCCUUUUAAAACAUCAUACCUGUGGUAACUUAUGAGGGGGAAGUGUAAAGCAUUUUCAAAAGUCUGAUAAAUGUAACUUAAAUGUAUGUAACUUUGUUUACGUGAUUGGCAUAGUGGUCUAUUUGCUGUUAUUAGAGGCUAGUUUGGGAGAGGCUAGUUUGGGAGAGGUAGGUAGGCUAUACCUAUGACAGGACAAUGCUUUCCGUCUAUCACGUUUUCCUCUUUCUAUCUUUUAGAACAGUAAACACUACCUUAUCCUUACCUGCCCAGGGUUCUACUGAUAUGGAUUUAAUGGAUAUUAAAUAGAAAAGUCUAGAACAAGAAGCACAGUAACAGCCAUUUGUCCAUGGCGUUUAUCAACCAAAUUAAUUUGUUUGCAUUGAUUCUAAAGAAAAGCGUAGCCACUUUUUUAUUACUGUGUAAUAGUUACUCAACCAUUUCUAAUUUACAGAUAAGGACAAAGGUACUGGAUCAUUCCUAGGGUUCUGUCCCAAAUCGCAUCCUAUUUCCUAUGUAGGGCACUACUUUGUACAUAGGGAAUAGGGUUCCAUUUGGGACGGAACCAUAGAGAACUGGGCCACAAUCGCAGCGCUCUGAUUGGAGGAGGAGGGGAGGUUAAAGGUUAAUGAGGAUGUCACCUUUUUGGAUUGACUGCAUGUAUGUGUGAUUAAAUCAUUAUGAGAAAAACAUA
Messenger RNA from Oncorhynchus kisutch (coho salmon), 6613 nucleotides. Its product is annotated as kinesin-1 heavy chain. The transcript has 25 exons. Lineage: Eukaryota; Metazoa; Chordata; Actinopteri; Salmoniformes; Salmonidae. Gene Ontology annotation, molecular function: microtubule motor activity; microtubule binding; ATP binding. Gene Ontology annotation, biological process: microtubule-based movement. Bases 248 to 3139 code for a protein of 963 amino acids. The record is from RefSeq and is a predicted model, not a curated record.